AUGACCGGCGGUGGAAGAAGCCACAUAACCUUAAUCUCGGCCUACCUUCCAGCAAGCAAUAGCAAGCACGUCACGGAGGAUUUGAAAAACCUUUUUCAGUGGGUGGAGCAACUUGAAGGCGAAAUCAUUCUAGGAGCGGAUCUGAAUGCCCAUCACGAUAGUUGGAGCCCGGAGUUUCCAGAAUGCCCAAGAGGAAAACUCAUCAGUCAAAUCACCAUGGACUCGAAAAUGAUCCUGCUAAACGACGGAAGCCCUACAAUGUGUCUGGCACCAGGUAACCGCCGGUCAGCGAUUGACCUAACAUGGGUAACAGAAGGUUUAGCAAGAAAAGCGAAGUGGGAAGUACUAGACGAGGAAUUCGGAAGUGCGCAUCUCACGAUCCGGAUAGGCAUAGGGGACGAGAUCCCGCUCAUCGAGAAGACCUCAAAACGGGUCAACCAGGAUAGGGUGAUUAAAUCACUCAACGAAAUGAGGCCACAAUACAUCUACAAUCCGGAGGAGAUGCAGGAAAUCUUCGAGGAAACUCUUGAAAAGGCAUCUUACAUAGUUAAGAACAAAAAGGGAAAUUACCUCAAAAGAUGGUGGAACAACGAGUUGGCACUCCUGUACAAUGGCAAAAGAGAGGCGCUAAGAAGAUACAACCGAAACAAGACGCAAAACAACUAUGUAGAUCUACAAAAACGAAGAGCCAUGUUCAAAAAAGAAUUCCGGAAGACCAAACGAGCGUACAUUAAGGAUCUAUCGGAAAAAAUUGACGAGACUACUCCUCCAAAACAAGUUUGGAACAUCGUUAAGGGAAUAGACACCAACCUGAAUGGGAAUCACAGGAAAUCAACGGAGCUAAGCUACGAGAAAGGAGCUGAAUUCAUGAAUUACUACUUCGGCAACAAACUGUCUCCGGUGAGCUGUCCAAAGGUCGAAACAGAGAGGAAUCUAGAGGGCUUUGAAAUUGCGUUAAAAGAGGAUGAAAUCCUUAGGAACCUGAAGAAGAAGAAGAAGAAGAACUUAUGA
Messenger RNA from Aedes aegypti (yellow fever mosquito), 1011 nucleotides. RefSeq lists its product as uncharacterized. Gene Ontology annotation, molecular function: catalytic activity. The record is from RefSeq and is a predicted model, not a curated record. Bases 1 to 1011 code for a protein of 336 amino acids. NCBI's taxonomy places the organism in Eukaryota, Metazoa, Arthropoda, Insecta, Diptera, Culicidae. The transcript has a single exon.